AUGCAUGGGGCCAUGCACGUAUCCAUGCAAUGGUGGUCCGCUUGCAGAUUUUGCUGCCCGAAGCAGUCUGGAGGACUUGCAGUAUGGGCCCUCUGUGGCCCCUGGUGCCCCGGGGGCCAACCGCACCGCCCUUGUCAGCCGCCCUGGAGAGGAUGGGGGUCUUGGCUGCCUGUCGAGUGUCCGAACCAACCGGCUUGUUCCUUCCGCCAUGUGCGGAUGACCAUGGGGGUCUCGAGGCGCCGCCCUCCGGUAAUUCUCUUCCUGCUCGGGCUGGGGUUGGCCAAGUUAUGGGCUUUUCCGCUCUUCAUCCGCGCGACCGUGAAGGGGACUCUGGCUUGGAGGAUGGCGCCAUUUAUUCUCGACGAUGAUCGACAGAGCCCCGAGACAGGUCAGCCAAACACCACCGCCGCUCCCGCCAAUCCCGCCUACCCGGGCGCGCGCGUCGCAGAGGUACCGCCCGAAAGGGACACCAACCAAACCGCCGCCGAGGUCGACCGCGCCGAGGAUAUCUCGGUGGCACUGGAAUGGAAGCUGCUGUUCCCGCUCCUUGCGCCGGGGGUGGAGGACCCGCGACCCGACGACGGACGACGGCUUGUCGAAGCGCGAUGCCAGGACGACGAGCAGCAAUGCCUAGAGCAGGCCCACGACUGCGUGGCUCAAACGAUCAGGGAUGCCGGCGAGGAGGCCGUCACCAUGCAUUCCCUCCUGACGGCGGGCAUCGAGGAGAAGGAGUGUUGGGCUUCCGGCUGGGUGGUCAAAAAGGCAAACUCGGCGGAGCCGCUGGACGAGGAGAAGGCCCUUGAGGGAUAUAUCUGGGUCUCGGUUGAGAUCUGCUCGCCCAAGAUGCGGUUCAAGGAUGGGCAAACAUGUAUCCGGAUGCACAAGGUUCUGGAUGCGCUCAACUCGAGCCACCGCCUGGCCGCCAACUGCUCUUGCGAGGUACAUAUCCACCUCGGGCGGAUGGAUGGGCGAGCCUGGUCUCUAUCGACGCUGCAGAGACUCGGUUCCUUCUUGUGGGUGGCCGAACCGACCCUACGGAGCAUCAGGGAUCCAGCUUCCCCGAACUUUGACAACACGUUCACCUGGGGAUUCGCCAUGCGACAGCGCAGUCGGCUGGCAAACCAACUCGAGGAUAGUGUCCCGGAGGCCGCGGAACCCGAAGCCAUCUCGGAUCGACAAAUCAACGCCGCCCUUCAGAGACGGCCGGAAACCCCGACCAAAGAGGUUGCCGCAUUCGUAGAGAUAUCGAAGACGGCUUCUCACCUGGAGCUCGGCCGGCUACUCUCUGGCCCCGAGAAGAUGUACAGGCGACUGGGAUUCAAUUUCAGCGCAUUUGGAGAAGAAGACGAACGGGCGAGACGAAAUCCUCGCACAAUGGAAUUCCGGAUGAUGGAUGGUUCAGUCGACGUUGGUCUCAUCAUGGGGUGGCUCGCCAUUUGCGGAACCAUUGCAGAAACCGCGGUAAAGAAGGACGAGCUCUGGAGGGGUUGGGUGAUCGUCGCGGAAGGGAGUUUCGGAGCUUGA
Chaetomium fimeti is the source of this 1524-nucleotide messenger RNA. RefSeq lists its product as uncharacterized. Bases 1 to 1524 code for a protein of 507 amino acids. NCBI's taxonomy places the organism in Eukaryota, Fungi, Ascomycota, Sordariomycetes, Sordariales, Chaetomiaceae. The record is from RefSeq and is a predicted model, not a curated record. The transcript is spliced from 4 exons.